Messenger RNA from Macadamia integrifolia, 1880 nucleotides. Its product is annotated as UPF0481 protein At3g47200-like. The transcript has a single exon. NCBI's taxonomy places the organism in Eukaryota, Viridiplantae, Streptophyta, Magnoliopsida, Proteales, Proteaceae. The record is from RefSeq and is a predicted model, not a curated record. The coding region runs from base 602 to 1867 and encodes 421 amino acids.
AUCAAUCUCUAUGAAUCAUAUUGGGUUGUAUUGGAUGGUUUUAUUUUCAUUUUUAAUUAAAAUUUUGAUUUUUAAACAAAUUUAUCCUCAAAAAAUUAUUCCAUCAAUACAUGAACGAUCAUGCCAUCAACCAUUGGAUGGAGAGUGAAGUGAAAGGCCAUAUACAGAAUAUGAUCGUGCCCAUCCAACGAUUUAAGAUGCGACUGUACACAAAACUUUUGGAUUUUAUUUUUAAUAUACAAUGACAAGGCAACCAGUUUUCCUUCAUUGGAUAUCCUAGAAAAUUUCCUUAGCUUGGGCUCCCCCCCACACACACAAGAAGUAGGAGGAUAUAUAAUAUAGUGAUUCCAGAGAAACUCUCUAGAUUCUGCAGGUCAUGAGAACCAUUCUUAUAUUAAUCAACACUUUCUCCCAUAUUAUUACUUGGAAAAGGUUAAUAAGGAAAAUGCAUAAGGACUGAAUUUACAAAGAAUGUUCCAUGCUUCCAUUCCAGGGAUUUUGAGGCCAUAUCUUCUCUUAAAAGACCCAACAAGGACUGUAAUUUCCAGAACUCUUCAAGGCCAUAACUUCUACCAAGAGUUAGGAAGAACAUUAAAGAGGUAUGGAUGUAGAUGAAGUAUUGGCAUCUUCAAUUGCAGCAAAGCUUCGUCCUAAGCCUCCAUUGUCCUCUCAAGCUUGUAUCUUCAGAGUUCCCCAUGUACUCUCUAGCCAAAGUGAAGGUGCUUUUGCACCUACUAUAGUCUCAAUUGGCCCCUUUCACCAUGGUCAUGAAAACCUAAAGAGCAUGGAAGAAUUCAAAUUAUGGUAUUUGCAUGGCCUCCUCUCUCGAGCCCCAACUCCAGAGACAAGUUUAAAGGUAUUCACCAAAGCCAUUAGACAAUUGGAGAAAUGUGCGCGUGAGUGUUAUGCAGAAGAACUGAUUGACCUCGACAAAGAUGGAUUCGUGGAAAUGAUGUUGGUCGAUGGUUGUUUCAUCAUAGAACUUUUCCGCAAGAAAGCAAAUGGCAUAGAAGGAGUUCAAAGAGAUGAUCCCAUAUCCAACACACCUUGGAUGGACACUUACUUGAGAGUUGACUUGAUGUUGCCUGAGAAUCAAAUCCCAUGGUUUGUUCUUGAAUGUCUAUUCAACAUCACUGAGCCUCCCAUACAAAGAAGCCAUUCCCUAACCAAACUUGCACUUAAUUUCUUUGAUACUAUGAUGCCAAUGACAAUUCCUGCCAAAUUAAGCUCUAGACAUGAAACAAAGCAUUUACUUGACUUACUGUGGAGCAGUAUAAUUUCAGAUUCUGCAGAUGUAGAGUUGACAUUGGAGAAUGAUCAGUACUGGGAAAUAAUUCCUUCUGUGACAGACCUUGUAGAGGCUGGAGUCAAAUUCAGGAAGGGAAACUCUAAUGAAGAAAUACUGAACAUAAGGUUCAAAGAUGGGGUUAUGGAGAUACCACCAUUUUUGAUUCAAGGAAGCACAGAACGGCUCUUUCGGAACCUCAUUGCUUAUGAGCAGUGCAAUUAUUUAUUGCCUAACCGAAUCACAUCUUAUGUUGUGCUUUUAGACUGUCUUUUGAACUCAUCAAAGGAUGUGCACUUACUAGGGGAGAAAGGAAUAAUAGAGAACUGGUUGGCCACUGAAGAAGAUGCUUCCCUUUUCUUUAGCAGGUUAUGGAAAUGUGCUACUCUCCACAAAUUCUAUUAUGUGGGAAUUUGCCAGAAAGUGAAUGCAUAUUAUAGAACAAGUUGGCAUAAGUGGCGAGCAACACUAAAGCGUGACUACUUCAACAACCCAUGGACCAUAAUUUCCCUCAUUGGUGCUAUUGUACUACUAAUUCUUACCUUCUUGCAAACCAUUUUCUCUAUCCUAAGUUAUCAUUAGUUUUUGUCUUUCA